This is a messenger RNA of Laetiporus sulphureus 93-53, 2340 nucleotides long. RefSeq lists its product as uncharacterized. The record is from RefSeq and is a predicted model, not a curated record. Gene Ontology annotation, molecular function: zinc ion binding; DNA binding; DNA-binding transcription factor activity, RNA polymerase II-specific. NCBI's taxonomy places the organism in Eukaryota, Fungi, Basidiomycota, Agaricomycetes, Polyporales, Laetiporaceae. The transcript has 15 exons. Bases 1 to 2340 code for a protein of 779 amino acids. Gene Ontology annotation, biological process: regulation of DNA-templated transcription; DNA-templated transcription.
AUGGCACCAGCAGAGAAGGAGAAGACGAACGGGAGCACAGAGCCAAAGCAGAGACGGCGACCAGGACGCGUUCCUGUCUCUUGCGCGGAGUGCCGCCGUUUGAAACUUCGGUGCGACCGAAAGGUCCCCUGUGAGACAUGCGUCAAGAGAGGAUGUUCUGCUAUUUGUCCAGAGGGUACGUUCAUAAUAACAUCAACUUUCAUUAGCCUCGCACUGGCAGAUGCAGAAGAAUUACAAAAGAAAAUUGAGCGACUCCGGAACCGCUCCACCGCUCUAGAGGAAGCGCUGCGGACACUUCAGGCUGCCGUCUCCGAUGAACCGCAUCCCUUGUUGCAAGAAAGCAGCAUACAGGCCGGGCCCGCGGAAUGCAGUCCGAGCAGAGGCGUCCCAGACGGUCCGCUGUUAAGUCGAGAAGAUGAGGAGAUACUAGAUGCAUUUGGUACACUGACCCUCGGAUUGCGAGGCGAGUCGAGGUUCUUUGGCCAAACUGCACGUUCUGAGGUAUGUCUUACAGCACCGACAAGAAAUCUCAUGCCAUGUAGUGCACCAUAUCCACGUAUCUCAGAAGAGCUUGUAAAGGAGGCCAACAUGGAGCUGGACAUCGCUUGUAGCAAUCGUCCGGUCCAGCAGCAGAUCCUGACUCAUCUUCCGCCGCUGUCACAGGCAUGCCAUCUGUGCGAGAUAUUCCUGGAGUAUGGACAAUUCAUGUGGUACCCGAUACCGCGAGAUGAGUUGUUCGACGAGAUUAUGGGCCGGGUAUACCAGUCCGUACCCGAGCAGGUCUGCUCGCUAUCGUCAACGCACGCAACUUCGCUUUUGUUCAUGGUAUUCGCCCUUACUACAUUGUUCGACCCGAGCAUGCCUCCGUACUCAAUCGAAGCGCACGAGUAUUACCUGCUAGCACGUCUCAGUUUGCGCUGCGGGCCACCGAUACACGACACGACACUGUUCGCGAUUCAAAGCAUGAUCUACAUGGCACAGUAUCUGGAAUUGAGCGAUUGCGAGCCUGCGCAUACAGGCUCGCACAAGGCUUGGCUACAGAUUGGCUUGGCUGUCAAGUUGGGAUACAGUACUCGAAUUUUUAUAUAUGUAGAUAUGAGCAGCGCCCGUUGGAAGCUUCACGAAGACGCCUGUCAGAGGCGAUCGCGUGUUUUCUGGCAGCUGUUCUUGCAGGACACUUGGAUUAGCUUCGGCUUCGGACGACCUCCGAGCAUGUCCUUGGCAUUUAUCGACUGCGGGUUUCCCAAGGACCCGCUUGAGAAGGUCAAUGAACAAGGGCAGAAAGAAUGGGGAUUCCACCACUGGACAUGGCAGUAUACCAGAUUGCUGAAUCAAGUUAUCACGUCGGUCUUUGGAGCACGGCCGCCGCAAUACUCGACAAUAGUGGAGUACGACCGCAAGAUCCGCGACUUCCCCGUCCCGUACAACCUGCGUCCGAAGUGCAACAACGACGGGUUCGAGCCGAACCAGAGCAUCCCGGAGUUGAUGCAACGUUUCUUCACGAUGUCGUGCAAGGAAGCGACGCUGCUGAGCUUGCACCGACCAUUCUUCGUGCAGGCGCUGCAUGAACAGCCAGUUGACCUGCUGCGACACCGCUAUGGCCCAUCCGUCAUGGCCAUAUACCGCUCUGCAUGGAGAAUCAUCGAGAUUGCUCGGGGGUCAUUCAAGCGUGCCACAGUGGUCGCCUCCAGGAUCGGGAUUAUCUGGUCACAGAGCUUAGCGGCUGGCAUCGUGAUGUGCCUAUUAGUCACACGCGCGCCAGGGUCGCCACUCGCUUCCUCUUCGCUGAACGAGCUUGACAAGCUGUGUGACCUCUUUGAACAAGCCGCGGGCUCAUCUCAAAUCGCGUCCAAUAACUUGGACGUCGUUCGCAAGCUACGGCGGCAGGGCCAUGAAGUCAUGACUAGACCCCGCUCACCAGGUGACCGCGAGGUCGUCGUGGAUAAGGAACUCGACCGCCUCGGAGGCAGGACUCAUCUCAUCUCGUCCGCGCACGACCCCCCGACGAGCUGCUCGACCUCCUCGGCUGCAGCAGCAGCAGCCGCUGUCACCUCGUUCACGCCUAGUCCCACGCCUGUGACGGACGUUAUCCACCCGACGAUCAUGCAGGACCUGCGCGUCUUCGAGGGGACGAGCGGCUCGAUCGACUUCGACUUCCGCAUGGAAUGGCCGUCGAAUGUGCUGCAGCAGCAACCGCAGGCGUUCUUACCUGAAUCAAACAAUAUCUUUGACGAGCUGUUCGGGACGCAGUCAUUUCCUGUGGAGCCGGACCCUGAGCCUGUCGGGCCACCCGUAUUGGAUGCGACGUGGCAGUCGUUUAUCGAGCAGCUCGGCUUCUAG